Molecule: messenger RNA, 1581 nt
Organism: Panicum virgatum (switchgrass)
Lineage: Eukaryota; Viridiplantae; Streptophyta; Magnoliopsida; Poales; Poaceae
Exons: 5
Coding region: 1-1581 (526 amino acids)
Molecular function (GO): zinc ion binding; nucleic acid binding
Source: RefSeq, a predicted model, not a curated record
AUGGAUCGUGGAGACAACUAUGGGGGAGGUCAGAGAAGGGGGUUCGGGGAAGAUCGACGUGGAGGGCGGUUCCAAGAGGAGGGUGACCGGCGCAUGGGGCGAUUCCAUGGUGAGGAAGACCGGGAAGCAAGGCGCGAGGAAGAACUCCGCUGUGAAUGGCAACUCAGGGAUAGGAUGGCCAGGAAUCGCAAGAUUUACAUGAUGGGUGAUCCUCGUGGGUUCAGAGACGGCGACCAGGCUGGUAAGAGGAGAGCUAUGGAGCCUUCGGAGCUGGAUCGGGACAACUAUCAAAACAGUCAAAGAGUAAGAUUUCAACAAACUCAAUCUGCUUCGCACAUCUCUGUUUUGGAUAGGAUUGUGGGGAAUCGCUGGGAGCAAAAUGAGAAGAGUGAACUGGUCUCAAACAAAAAUGCAGCUGAAUCGAGCAGGAAUGGGGUGUGCUUCAGAUGUAGACAGGAAGGCCACCAUCAGGCCAAUUGUACCAAUCCUCCAUUCUGCUUCAAUUGCAAAUACAUUGGGCACAUGGCUGCUAAAUGUCUCAACAACAAAGAAUGUUCGAUGCGUUUGCUUGGAUUUGGGUUUCCUGAGCAAGGUUAUUACUGUCUGAAAAUCCCAGGUGCUGCGAAGCAACAAACAAAUGAUCAGAUUGGUUUGAUUCAAGUACAAAGUGGGGAUGCUGACGCUGAUAAGAUUGAAAGGGAGCUAAAGAACCUGAUUGACAACAAAUGGGCCUGGAAGCUUCACAAUGUGCCUGACCCUGCAAGAAACUCUGAAGCUGUGACCCUAAUAGCUGAACUAGCUGGAGAAGUGAUGGGCGUAGAUGAAGUGUCUCUCAUCAAAGCUGGCCCGAUUAGAGUUAAGCUAAGAGUCAGAGAACUGGCCAGGGUCAAAGGGCACAUUGAAAUAUUCAUAGAGGGGGUUGGCUAUGAAAUCAAGUUUCUACCUGAGCAAGUCAAAAGCAAGAAGACUGAACCCAGGGACCCAUCCCCACCACCCAAACCUGAUGACAAUGAUUCUUCUGAGGAGGAUGAUGAAGCUGAUGGCCUCUCAGAUUUUGAAGGUCCUGGGGGAGAGAAAGUGCUGGAGGCCAUACCACUGGACAUCUAUGAUCCUACCACUGAAAUGCUAAAACACUCUGCUGACCCUGAUGGACAAUUAUCUCAAGAAAACACAGGUUCUAUUGAGCUGUUGCAAGGGUUUGAUUUGAGUGGGAGGGAGAACCCUCCUUCUAGUCACAUUGAAAUGGACAGGGCUGCAGUUGCAGAGGCAGCAUAUAAGUGCCAGCUGGAAAAGAAACUUAGAGAAAACCACAGUUUGGAGGGGGAGAACUUAAGCUUGGAUACAAUUGACAAUGAGCAGAGGGAUACUGGACCAAAGAGCCAAGGUUGUGAACUUGUAGGUGGAAAUAAGGAGGAUAAUGAAGAGUAUCAUUCAGACAAAAAUAUUGGUGUGGGGGAUGAAAAGAUCAUGACCAUGUUUAAUGACUUCAUUGAGAAGUUUGAUCUGAAGGAAAUUCACAGGAGUGGGGGGAAGUACACCUGGACCAACAAACAGGAAAAACCCUAUUAUGAGCAAUCUUGA